AUGGCGUACACUUCCAUCGCUGGUGGAGGAGCGCUUCCACCGACACCUCACGAUGCACCGCAACAGCAGCAGUAUCCGCAAACACAUGGUCCUCCACACCCGCAAGCUGCAGCAACACAACAAGCUGCAUUCCAGCAGAACGGACAACUGGCUGCUAUCGAUCCGGCGCUGCUGGCUGGCAUUUCGCCUGAACGGCUGGCAGCCAUAUUUCAAGCCUUCCAGAGCGGCGUUUUCACGGCACCACCACAAGUCGGUGGAGCUUCCAAUGAGCCUAAUCAUGCGCCAACAGCGUCUGCCCUUACUCCAAGCAAUAUGCAAGUGCAAGAAGCGCCUUCACAAUUGCAGAUCGAUAGCUCAAACGGCGAUGCAGACAUGGAGGACGGCGAGUUAGAAGAGGGGGAAGCGACAGAGGUAUGGCAAGAGCAAGGUUUCCUUCGUCCGCCUCCAACUGGCCCACGUCGUCCAAGUGCAAGUCCAGAUGGUCAUUCGGCAAGAGAUGCCACGAAACAGACCGCGCCCGGCUCUGCUCCCACGAAUCAGACAGGUAUGCCAUCGCCGCUUCCGCAGCAGAACGGGACGACGACGACUCGCGCCAGCAGAGAGCACACGGCCGGGCUAUUCGUGCAGGAGAUGGUCAGAGCUGGUAAGACGUUCGACGACCUUGUGUCGCAGGUCAGCAGCCCGAAGGCCUUAGCCCGUCUGUUCAGGCGGCUCGAUCUGCCAGUCCCAGCGAUCUACAACUCGAAUGAUGUCGCGCAGCGAGCAAAUGGCGCGGAAGCCACGCAAUCGCUAGCAGCAAAGCCGUCUCCAGAUCCGCCUCGCAGAGCACCGGCUGCAAAGCGUCCACCACCGGCAAAGCAUCUGGAUCGGAGUGAGUAUUUGGCAAAAUUGCAGGCUUUGAAGCCAACGAAGACUUCGGACGUAGACCCGAAGAGCAAAGCUCCCGCCAAGGUGACUGCCGACGCGGUCAAGAGCCCAGCGGCUAUUACCACUGAAGCUCCACAAGCUAAAGACCUGAAUGAGACCGUCAAGGAUAAGGAGCCCCCCCGGCCAGCUGCAAAGGACGACGCGAAGACCGAGUUGGCUCGCCAAAAGCUUGCAGACUGGAGAGCGAAGCAAGCGGCAAAGAAGGCCGGAUUACCCACCGCAGCAAAGUCAAGCCCUGUUCCUGCGACAGUGCCUCCGCCUGAACCGUCUCAAAAGUCUGCUUUUAGCCCAUGGCAAGAUCUUCGGGUUUCUGGAGCUGCCACAGAUCUUGACUCCCGAUUCGCAGAAUUGAGAUCACAGCAGCCUUCCGUGCAGGCCCAGCAGCCGUCGGCGCCUCCAGCCCAGCCACCACCUGUGCAAACUGUGACCUCGCCGCCGCCUUUAACAUCAUACGCUGGGUUUACCGGGCUGCCUGGCCUGUUCAUGCACAGUUCAGUACCGCAGCCAUCACACAACUCAUUCCCAGACACUCAGGCAGCAGCCUCUCAACCGGCUCAAAACACCAUCAACCCAGCGCCUUCCCCACUGACAGGGCCAUCGAUUGCAACUCGUAAGCGACCAGUUGCCGCCGACUUCGAAGGCGUUUCGGAAGCCACCAGCGCCCGCAAGCGACCAUUCGGACAAGACAGGAACACUAGCGAACAAGAGUCAGUAGUCAUAGACGUCAGUGAUGAAGAGGACGAAGGCGAUAGUACUGCCAUGGAUGUAGACGUCGAGAACGGUGCUCCGGCAACUAAGUCUUUCCGCGACGUCGGGGCCCUUCCAGACUUCCGGCCCAGAUCGGGGUAUCAGAUGCAAUCUUCAACCCCGAGCACCCCUGGGAACAGCACGCCAAAUGGAACCACGUAUGAGCAGCAGAUGCAACGGAUCGAAGAGUUCAAGCGCCAGAUCGCGGAACGGGAGGCUAGGAGCAAAGCUAAGGGCAAGAAAACCGCUACGCCUUUAAUCGAGUCUGCUGCAUCGAUCCAAGCGCCCGCUGCCACCACGCCGGAAGGCGGAGAGACCAGCUUCUCAAAGCCCGAUGGCCAAUCGACUCCAAAGAUUGGAAGCGUUGCUAUCACUACAGGACCGUCCGCUGAAAAAGCGAAGCUCUCAUCACAGUCACCACUUCUAGCAACGGACCAUUCUCGCACCAACUCCGACAACCACGCCCCUUCUCCUGCUGCCCUCCGCAGGCAGCAGGAGAAAGAGAGGCUGCGACAGAGACUUAUAGAUCUCGAGAAGAAUGAGAUGGCUGACCUGAACAAGGCCGUGGAGGCCGCGUCCAGCCGAUCUGCAGAGCCUGCAGAACCUGCCCCUCUACCUUCGCAGCUGCGUGUCUCGAAUGGCAGUUUGCCAGGCAUUUCUAUGCGUGACGCGAGCACCGUCAGCGUCACUCCUGCGUCGCAGGAAGUCCCGGAACCUGUCAGCCGGGCUACUGACGUCGCUCAAACCGAGUACGAGGAAUGGGAGGUCGAUGACGGAUCAGCUUCUGAGUUUUACGAUGAUGAGAAGCCUCCCACUUCGGUGCAGACCGGCGCCUCAGCUGUCAGCGAGGAUGCGAAGCAAGCAGCGAGCACGCAGGCAUCAGAGACUGAUGAGUCGUCGGAGGAUAUGGAAGUCGCUAUGAGCGAGAGUUCUGAUGAAGACGACGUUCCUGAGGAGCCUUCUCUACCAAUCGGCACCAUCGCACAGAACCCUGCCACGGACGAAGGGCAGAGUCAACUCGAGCACGACCAUCUUGACACCCUGCAAGCUCCACAGUACAAAGAGGCAGAUUCAGAGAUGACCGACGGCCCAUCGCGAGUUAACAGCAAGCUGGGUGUGUCGUCAAGCGGCUCAACCGAUGCAUCGGACUCAGACGACUACGACCCAGACUACGAUGCGUCUUUUGAUUCGUCUACCAGUCAGCAAGGCAAGGGCGUUGCCGACUCAGCUCUCCCAGCCCAACCUACGGCUGGAUCGAUCUCUAAGAGCGGAACGGUUGACGAGGAUCUUGCAUCCGAGCUGCAGCCGAAGACAAGCGAAGCUGCUCAUCUCGCGGACACGGAGAAUAUGGUGCACAGGACCCAUUACACGCCCUACGAGAGCCCGCUCAGGAUGUUCAAGGACUUCCGCUGGCACCCAAACUACUCGGACGUGGUCCCUGGAGGCUUCCAGUCCUUGACGUACAGCAACAAGAUCAACCCCGAUACGCCGCUCUGCCCCUACGAAGCGACUGGAGGCCAAUGCAACGACCAGGGCUGCAAGAAUCAACACUUCAAGGAUAUGGGACUUCCUGACGGCGACCUCCUCUCAACCAUGGGCACCAAAAACGUCCCGGCGCGCACUCCAGAGCAGUACAAGCAGUGGAAAGACGGCCUUGCUGCCGUCAUCCGCGAGCUCAGGGCUAUCAAGCCGGCGCCGGACGCCAAUGCCAUCGCGAAAAGGAUGGCGGAGUACAGGCGGGACUUCAUCGGUGAUGCGACUAAGGUGUUGAACCUUAGGUGA
Molecule: messenger RNA, 3456 nt
Organism: Saxophila tyrrhenica
Lineage: Eukaryota; Fungi; Ascomycota; Dothideomycetes; Mycosphaerellales; Extremaceae
Gene: ZFC3H1
Product: Zinc finger C3H1 domain-containing protein
Exons: 3
Coding region: 1-3456 (1151 amino acids)
Cellular component (GO): nucleus; exosome (RNase complex)
Source: RefSeq, a predicted model, not a curated record